Messenger RNA from Cynara cardunculus var. scolymus (artichoke), 1236 nucleotides. Its product is annotated as putative receptor protein kinase ZmPK1. The transcript has 2 exons. The record is from RefSeq and is a predicted model, not a curated record. Gene Ontology annotation, biological process: recognition of pollen. Lineage: Eukaryota; Viridiplantae; Streptophyta; Magnoliopsida; Asterales; Asteraceae. The annotation marks the transcript as partial.
UUUAUUCAACCACAUUUCAUCAUGCAUUUCCCCUUCCUAUUUCUCUCAUCUCUAAUUAUCAUCUCUUACUUUCCACGUGUGGCUACUGCUCCUUCCUCACCAAAUGUUCUAACCCAAGGCUCAUCACUCUUUGUUGAAAACGAUGAUCUUUUGGUUUCAUCAAAUGGCGUUUUCGCAGCAGGAUUUCACCCGGUUGGCGAAAACACUUAUUGUUUCGCGAUAUGGUUUUCCAAACCCAUGUCGGAUGGCAAUCUGACAUUGGUUUGGAUGGAAAACAGAGAUAAACCCGUCAAUGGAAAACGCUCCAAGUUUUCCUUGUGGAAAACCGGAAAUCUUGUGCUUACGGAUGCAGGUCGACAUGUUUGGCGAACUGAUACUAUAUCUACUAAUUCGCAAUUGAAGCUUCUUGAUUCCGGUAACCUUGUUUUAAUUCAGCCAGAUGAUCAAUCAUAUCUUUGGCAAAGCUUCAGUUUUCCUACAGACACCAUUCUAUCCAAUCAGCGGUUUACCAGAGAUUCGGUUCUUGUAUCUUCAAGAAGUUCAACAAAUUUAUCUUCCGGCUUUUAUAAACUUUAUUUUGAUGACGACAACGUAAUCCGCCUUGUUUACGAUAGCUAUGAAAUAACCAGCGUUUAUUGGCCUAAACCUUGGUUACGGCCAUGGGAUGCGAUGAGAUCUACUUUCAACAAUAGUAGAUUCGCUUUGCUUGAUUCCAAAGGCCAAUUCAAGUCCACAGACAAUUUAACAUUCAUUACCACGGACUAUGGGCAGAUUCAUCAUAGAAGAAUGACACUUGAUGUUGAUGGCAAUGUUAGAGUUUACACACUUAACAAAGGAAGUUGGACUGUUUCAUGGCAAGCAAUUUCAAAAAUGUGUUCAAUUCAUGGGAUAUGUGGCCCAAACAGCCUUUGUACUUAUAGUUUUGAAUCAGGAAGGAGGUGUACUUGCAUGCAUGGGUACAAGGCUAAGAACCAUACCGAUCUGUCUUUCGGGUGUGAACCAAUAAUCAAACUCACUGGACAUCGCGAAAACUACGAGUUCAUAAGACUUCCUCAUGUGGAAUUCUAUGUCAACAUGAAUUUGAGAGACCCAUUUGCUUGCUUUGUCACAUAUGUUCGUUCGAGCGCUGCUCCAGGAAUUAAGUCAAUGUGGAAUUCGACUUGCCGUAACGGGGGUAAACCUGGCAGCUCAUCAGGAAAUACCUCGGAAAAUUCCCAAACUAUGGGAAAAUCCUAG